Dicentrarchus labrax (European seabass) is the source of this 3747-nucleotide messenger RNA. RefSeq names its product zinc finger protein Xfin. Bases 371 to 3361 code for a protein of 996 amino acids. NCBI's taxonomy places the organism in Eukaryota, Metazoa, Chordata, Actinopteri, Moronidae. The transcript is spliced from 3 exons. The record is from RefSeq and is a predicted model, not a curated record.
AACUGCGCAUGCGCCGUAUAGGAUCCGCGCUUGCUGCAGCUGCAGCCUUCAGCCUGGUGCUCUUCCUUCUGGUACAGCAUCACAUUUGUUCACCACAGAGCCGAGCUGAGCCUUGUUUCCCUGGAGAGUUCGUGGUUAUUUGCACGGGCAGAUGUCUGCCGAGCCAUUUCUUCUCCUCCAGGCCGGCCAUUGUGGCUCCACUCUGAGGGAUAGCGUUGACGUUCAGACUCCGGUCGCUGGAACGUGGCCAGCCACCUCCCACUGGUUUGCUUUCACUAGCAACCCCUUUGAGAUAUUUGAACGAGCUAGCAGCCUGAUUUACUUCCUUGCAUGACCACAACGCCUGGAUUGUCUUGUACGUGUGGAUGCCAUGAUGCUUGGGUUACAGGGAAGUACGUCGUCCUCCAAAGUGUAUCGUUGUGUGGCAUGUUCAGCCACCUUCAACGGAUUGGCCUCCUUGCUCGUACAUCAGGCAACCCAUGCUGGUGCGCUCUCCAAGAUCCCUCCACAGUCGAACACCAGCCCACAUGAAACAUUGUUUGCAAGUAUGGACUCAUCUAGUGAACACCCCAAUCUACCAACGCUCUUGCCUGAAAGCCCUUCACCUUCUUUUUAUAUUUGUGAUUGUGGAGAGGAAUUUCAGGACUUCGGCCUUAUGCUGGAACAUAAGCGUUCACACGUCUCUCAACUACAGCUACUGCAACCUCUGGAUGAUAGUAGUAUUCUUGGUGGCACAGGGUGUGAUAAAGCUUUUACCAUCCAGCAUGUAUCAUUAAGUCCAACUGUAACCCAGCUAGGUUUGGUAAGUAGUUGUCCCUCUACCUCAAGGUCCCCAGCUGUCAAACCCAUAUUAACAGACCGCAAAGCAGAUGUAAGCCUGGAGGAUGGCAUUGCCAUAGUAACCACUCCUCAAGGCCAGUGUACACCCCCUCAAGAUGACGGUGAGAAACAGCUUGAGAACAUGCCAGCCACAGCAGAGCAAAAAUCAGAGACUGGGGAGAACAUGCACGAAACAAAUUCUGUUCUCAAUAGCGAAAAUGGUGAGAGUCUGCCCAGAAAUAACGCUCUAAUGAAGUUGGUGGCCUCAGCAUACAUGAAGCGCUUUCCCGCUCUUCCGUCUCAGAAUCAGAACAAUAACACAGUAACCCCCAAACAAGAAGUCGUCCCCGUUGACAUAACACCAGGAGCAAAAACUGAGGUGUCCCCGAUCAACGAUCUCUCUAUUGCACAGUUGAGGCGACUGCUUGCAACACCUGGUAUAAAAACAAAAGCUCCAUCCAUCAGCAGAGUUCUUGAGUCCAGUAAAAAGAAAGUUGUCUCUCUCACUAAGACUUUCUCACCUGUUGUGGUUCUUGAAACCCGUCAUAAACUCAAGGAUCCCGGCAGUAAUGGCACUUAUGGGAGAUAUCAAUGUGGCCGCUGUCGUAGGGUCUUUCAAAACUUGGACAAACUGACAGAGCAUCAUUUCUUGCACAAAAAAGAGAGGAUUAAAUGUUGCCGUCACUGCAAACAGCUGAUCAUUGGGCGGCUGCCUUUACCUGACAAUCACGUAUGCCCUCAGUUAACAAACAAGAACAUACAGCUGUCAAAGUCUUUAAAAAACAAGUCACCAUUUGCCCCGAAACUAGUGCCAUUCCAUAGUCUAAACAAUACUAGAAAAGUUUUCUUUUGUCCAUUGUGCAAGCACAGCUACGCGCGGAGGUGGAACCUCAAAAUGCACAAGUGCCAGGGCCCCGGGUCCGCUGUCCCCCAGCAGGCCAAUCCGUCCAUUCAGAAAAUGCUAGUAUUGAGAUCAGACAGUAAACCCAAUUCAGAUACAGAAAUUAAUGCUGCAUCUCAAAUCUCAAAGAGUAUUGCUGUGGGCACUGAAGUUACUGGUCGAAUCAAGGUAGAGGUGACCUCUCCAAAUUCAGAGAUAUCUACAGCUUCACAGUUGGCCUGGACUCGUCCAGCAAACAGCUUCUCCCCAUUCUAUCCCAAAUCUUCCAUGACGGAGCAGCACAAGGAUGCCUCCCUGUGUGUUUCACUCCAGCAAGGGGAUGAAAACAGUAGCUGGGGUGUAGCAGCAGUUGAUAAUGAGGACAGUAAUGAAGGGCAGUGGACAAUGCCCUUGGAUGAUGAAAUGGAGGUACUUAGCUCUAUGGAGAAAGCUGGUAAUGGAGGAGAGGUGAAGAAAUCUUUGUCAGUCGAACAUGCAGGUACAGCGCCCCCCAGCCUGCGCUAUUUCGUCAGAGAUGGCGUAAAACGUUACCCAUGUAACAGGUGUCAGAAAACCUACAGUCGGCCAUCUACUUUGAGGCGCCAUCUACGCCUGUGUGGGUUUAGGCUACGGGGACCUGGCACUGUGGCACAGAGUAGUAGUCACGGUGCCACUCCACAAAAUGCCAACAACAUGAAACCGAUGUUUCCAUGUCAUGUCUGCGGGAGAACCUUUAACCGCAAAGAUAACAUGAUGGUUCACAGAAAGAGGUGUCAGUUGCAACGAACAAUGAGCGAUGUGGACAGAGGGAUUGUGCAGCAGAGUACACCAGGCAACGCAACAGACGGUCAAACCCAGGAGGACGAUGGAGGCAACUGGGGCAUCAUGUCACUGCCCUCUGUACUCCCAAGGAGGGUGACAUGUGAGUGUGGGGUCGGAUUUACAUCCCCAAGGCUUCUGCUGGAGCAUCUGCAGAAGCAUGCACAGGAGUCAUACACAUGUCCGACUUGUGGAGAGACUGUUAAUUCCUGGGCAGACUACGAAGUUCACCUGCAGAUCCAUAUGCAUCCUCAUCACCAGCUGCUGAAGGGAAUACAGCCCCAGCGAUCGCAACCCCUAUUACUUCGAUUUCAGCAACAGAGACCUCAGCAGCAGUCAUCUCAGCCAGUGCAUCAGCCUCCUCAGAAGCAAACUGUCAAAGCAGAUAAGCUUCCAAAUCUGACAAAAAAGCAGCCAAGGAUUGUAUGCACACGGUGCGGAAACACUUUCGCCACUCGCUGCUCCCUCCGAAGGCACGUGUCCUGGAAUCGAUGCAAAGGUGGACGGGCUAUAAAUCCACCCACACACCCACCCAAAACCUAUCACUGUUCCCAUUGCAACUCUCACUUCCCGAACACAAUCAGUCUUCUGUUUCACCAGAGGAGUGGGGCCUGCAAGCCCGCCAUCAAGCCCGUGCGUUGCCCCGUUUGUCUUCGCUGGUUUGGCACUGUGGAUGGUUUGCAGAAACACCUGCUUACUCACAAGCAGUCUGAAUCGUUUCGCUGUGAUGUCUGUCAGGGGACGUACCCGAACCUUAAAUCACUCAAAAACCACCGCAGGAGGAUUCAUCGCAUCAUGGCUGGGGACACUAAGCCAAAAACACAAGAACAGCUGAAUUCUUAAUGAUACUUCAGUUUUUCUCAAAAUCAUUGAAGUCGUGCAUUUAAGAACUUUACAAAUUUCAGUAUAUUUGUCAGUUGACUUGUUUAUAACUUGACGUGGGCUUUUUUUUUUCACUGUCCAUGAGUUUUUUUGACAUUGUACAGCCACAUAAGUUGUUUUUUUAAAGGUGCUCUGAGAGUGUGUUAUAGUAGCUUGCCACUGUAAAAUAACCCAAAAAAAAACAGCUUUGUACAUUUGUGUACAUUUUAGUUUUGUCAAGUUAAUCCCUUUAUUACAUAGCCUCAUUAGCCUGUAAAUGUUUGAGUAUUUGGUAAUCAAACUUUUAUCACAGAGGUCGUGAUGUAGCUUGUUGUUCCUGGUGUCAAUAAACAUACCAGUAUGUGAAA